AUGCCUACCACGUCAACUGGUAUGAGGCACGAUCCAAGCAAGAAUUGUGAUGUACUCCUCGCUGAAGCGCAAGGUAGUGAUGGAAAGGUGGAGAUAUUCCGGAGCCUAAAGGAACGAUCAUUGGAGCUUCUAUGUUGUAUUGAAAAUGACAGGAAAUGA
Molecule: messenger RNA, 159 nt
Organism: Histoplasma mississippiense
Lineage: Eukaryota; Fungi; Ascomycota; Eurotiomycetes; Onygenales; Ajellomycetaceae
Exons: 3
Coding region: 1-159 (52 amino acids)
Source: RefSeq, a predicted model, not a curated record